This is a messenger RNA of Botrytis sinoallii, 3024 nucleotides long. RefSeq lists its product as uncharacterized. The transcript has 2 exons. The record is from RefSeq and is a predicted model, not a curated record. Lineage: Eukaryota; Fungi; Ascomycota; Leotiomycetes; Helotiales; Sclerotiniaceae. The coding region runs from base 1 to 3024 and encodes 1007 amino acids.
AUGUCUGUUCCACUAGACUUUGGUGAAGAAAGAUUCGAUCCAGAAUUGAUGGAAGCAGAUGAGAUUAUGGAACGCCAUGAGCAACUAUCGAUGGAAGUCAACAACAGCGUUCAAAUACUCGCCGAUGAUGGUCAGAUCACCAAGAAAAAAAUCAGAGACUUUAAGAAGAUGAGAAAACUCCGAAAGGUUCAAGCUUUCGGCGAUGAUGCGGAAAAGGAAAUUCAGACCAGCCUCCCGAAGCAUAAAGUCCUUAGAAUCAAUACGAAUUUACCCAUUGGUCUAUUCUAUCAAGCACUAGAAGUCAUUCUCCUUUACAAGGGUGAUUUAGACGAAGUUAGAGAAAAGGGCGAAGAAUUUCGAAAAUUACUCCUGGCCAAAGAAGAUAACAUUUCCAAGACCAUGUACCAAGCAUUGAAGGAUGAGAACCAGAAGCUCAAAGAAGAUUACGAAAGCCUUAAAGCAAAGAGAGAUUCUGAAAAUGAUGCGACUGAAGCAUUGACAAGAAAGAUGUCAGUUGAUGAGAUAGCCAAGCUUGAGAGACACCUGCAAGAAUAUAUUGCCAAAGAUAAAUCUGCGCAAGAUACCAUCAAAACUUUGGAAGAGAAAGCUGGAGAAGCUAACAAGUCAUACAUUGAGAUUUCCCAAUCUAUGGAGAAACUGGAGAAAGAAGUUGCCGAUAGAAGUUCUGCGAAAGACACUGUGAAACAGUUGCAAAAUGAGCUUGAAAUGUCUCAACUGCGUCACGAACUCUGCAUGUUGCAAUUAGAGAAAGCAAAAAAGGGUUCUACUGAGCUUCACGAAAGAUUGAACAGGGCAAAACAGAAUAGUGAAGAGAAGAGUGAAAGGCUCUCCGAUAAAAGCCUUGAGAUUUCCGAGCUUCGCAAGACCCAAAAGCUCCUUCGAGCUGAGGCGAAAGCAAAUGAAGAACGGAGAGUUUUGGAGAAAGAAAUGCUCAUGAUUUCUCAAGUAGAGACAUUAGAUGCACUAGACGAUGUCAAAUCGAAGGAAAAAAAGAUUGCAGAAGAUCAACAAGUCAUCAAAACUCUCCUGGAUGACAAAAUUCGUGAUAAAAUGAUCAUAGAGAAAUACCGAACGGCACAUCAGAUCAACCUUGGGAAUUUCAAGCAACACGUUUAUGACAUUGAGAAAGAAUUAAAAGAAGAGCAAGCUACUUGUGCGAAGAAUCUAGAGCAGGAGAGAGCCACUCAUGAGAAGCAACUGAAGCAGGAGCGAGCCACUCAUCAAGAGCAAGUGAAACAACAGCAGGCUGACCAUGAAGAUAUGAUGGAGCGAGAACAAGCCACUCAUAGAGUGCGAUUGGAGCAAAAGCAGGCUAAGCAUGAGAAAAGGACAGAGCAAGAAAAGACCGUCCAUCGACAACAAUUGGACCGGGACCGAGCCACCCAUCAGCAGCAAAUGAAGGAACAGCAGACUAUCCAUGGAAAGACAUUGGAGCAGCAGCAGACCAGUCAUAAAAAGAAGAUGGAGCAAGAAAAAUCCACUCAUCAAAAUCAGUUGAGAGAGGAACGAUUCGUCCAUGAAAAAGAAAUGAAGAAACUAGAACAGGAGCGAAUCGCCAAUCGAGAGAAACUAAAGCAACAACAGACCUCUCAUGAAAGGGCAUUGACGCAAAUCCAGAAUGAAAAACAAGAUUACAUGAAGGAACACAACACAAUUGCCGCACUCAUGACCUGGGAAAUUCUCGUUUUUAAGGCUCUCUAUCGAAAGAGAGUUGAGGAUUGCAGAGUUGGUCGAGGAAAGAUAUACAGAUUGGAGCAUCAACUACAGUUGAUCUCUCAAGAAAAGAAAGAAUCCGAGAUCCGAGGGAGAAGGUAUCUCUGGAAAGCAAUUUUCAAUGCAGCUUCAUCAGAGUCAUGGAAGACUCGGUCUGUCACUAUUCUUAAUGACUUGAGAGUUUCUUCGCAAGAGUAUCGAGACUUGAGAGUCAAUAGCUCAAAUGCCUUAAAGAAAGUCGAGGAUGAAUGGAGACACAAGGAGAACUCUACGGAUCACCUCUGGACAUUAGACUAUAUCGAGUUGCAGGAUUUGAAGAAGUCCGCCUUUGAAUUCAUUGGAAAUUACUUGGCAUCAUCGGUUCAAAGCAAUCCUAGGCAUUACGAUGUGUGGAAAGAGUUGGCAAAGUCUAUUUUAGACCAUACGACUAGCAUAAAUAAUGCUAUUAUUCCGAGAAUGUUGUUAGCAGAAGUCAAUGCUCCUUGGUGGAGAUUUCAGGUCAAAUCAAGUCACCUAUUACCUUCUGCAGCAAGAGAUUAUACGAAUCACUCGGUCCAAACACGAUCUUUGCGUUUGUUUGCUAUUCUUAUUGAGCAAGAAUACAAUAUAUCAGAAUGUUUGGAACUCAUCAUGAGUAUCAUGGAAGAUCUCGCUUCUACUACAGAUCAUUUUGUAGGAUACAUGAUUGCAAAAUGCAUUCAAGAGUAUCUCAAAGAUACGGAUAGGCAUAUAUCAAAUCAAGGACCAAUACUCAACCUUGCUUUUGAUCAACUAUGUCGACAAGUCGGUCGUAGGUUUCCUGAAAUAUGGAGUUGCUACGAAACAAGGGAAUCAUCAGCAUCCAGGCAUACUGUCAAUCUUCGACUUAGAAAUGAGUUCCGUUCACACCUCAAAGAUUCUCAUGAGAUAAUUAUGAAGUUAGAUCAAGUCUUGCAUAGCUCCGAGAACCUCCAAGACAUACUCGAGAGAACAUGUCCCGAAGACUUCAUUUCCAUUGGGAAUUUCUACAUCAAUUCCCAAGAAACAUGGGAUUGGAUCAUUUUGGUUUGUCAGGAGAAACGUACUGUUUAUCUAGUUGAAGAGAAUUGUGUGUGCAAAGACAAGGCAUUAGAAUUUGGAGAUUUAUCUUACUCCAUCAAAAUUAAUGAAUCAGAUACAUUGGUGUUUAGCUGUGUCACUUAUGAACAGAGGACCUGGUGUCAUGAUCGACUCUCUAAAGCAAAGCUGGAUGAAGUGUUGUUGGAAAUUUUGAGAGAAUUAGGAGUUGAUGAUAUCAUGAAUAUUGAUUGA